AUGUUCGGCUCUAGCUGGGGACAGAACAACCAGCAACAGCAACAGCAGCAGCCGCAACAGACUGGUGGCCUGUUUGGUUCGGGCGGCACCUCUACUGGCUUUGGUGGCAACACCUUUGGUCAGCAGCAGCAAAACACCGGCGGUUUCGGCCAGCCGGCCCAGCAAAACACCGGCACCGGCCUCUUUGGCUCGUCUUCGGCAAACACUGGCUUCGGCGGCGGUGGUGGAUUCGGGCAGCCGGCGCAGCAGGCCCAGACUAGCACGUUCGGCGCUCGCCCCAGCUUCGGCGCAACUGGAUCGUCGACGUUUGGUCAGGCCAACACCACAACAGGUGGUGGUUUGUUCGGCUCGCAGAACAAUAACAGCACGUUUGGCCAAAACAAUGCCUCGACCUCGGGUGGAUUAUUUGGUGCCAAGCCGGCCACCUCUGGCUUUGGCUCGUCGCCUGCGUCAGGUGGCUUAUUUGGAUCCAAGCCCGCGACUGGUUUCGGCGCGUCUGGCAGCACGUCAGUGACCAUGCCUGCCAACCACGUCUACUCUUACAACCCCGGCCCGCCUCCGCCUCCUCCCACCACGGGUACCCAGGCGCCUCCGUACCAACCUACCUGGCAGCGUGACCCGGCGCCAGGAAUCGGCAAGGAGUUACCCCCACCCCACCUCUUCCAUGUCAUCAACGCCAUGGAUGCCUACAAGGGUGCCAGCUUCGAGGAGCUCCGCAUGAUGGAUUACCAGCAAAACCGCAAGGAGCCAACAGCACAGCCUGCCGCUGCCGGUGGGUUUGGACAGCCUGCCGCCGGCGGGUUUGGCCAGCCGACCUCGGCUUUUGGCCAGCCCGCGGCCUCGACUUCAACCUUCGGUCAGAAGCCCGCGACUGGUGGCCUGUUUGGUUCGACCUCUGCCACGCCUAGUGGAUUCGGUACCAGCAACACUGCUGGAGGCUUCGGCCAGCCUCAGAACACUGGCACCGGCUUAUUCGGCCAGAACAACACCUCUACCUUCGGCCAGCAGAACACCAACACCGGCGGCGGUCUCUUCGGCCAGCAGCAAAACCAGGCCAACACCACUGGCGGUGGUCUAUUCGGCAACAACAACAACAACAGCAGCCCCUUUGGUCAGAACCAGCAGCAGCAGCAGCCGGCCUCGACGGGCUUCGGUGGCUUUGGCCAGGCUGCUAACAAGCCUGCAUUCGGCGCAGCCACCACCUCUGCGUUCGGUCAGCCCGCUGCCGCGACCACUGGUUUCGGCCAGCAAAGCACGGGCACGACUGGCUUUGGUGGCUUUGGACAGCAGCAACAGCAGCAGCAACAGCCCGCCCAGACUGGUGGUCUCUUCGGCCAGCAAAACACCACCACCAACGCGUUCGGUCAGACCAACACCGCCGCCCAGCCCGCUACGUCGCUCUUUGGCCAGACCAACACGCAGACCGGCACCACUGGUGGUCUCUUCGGCAACGCCGCGGCCAAGCCUGCAGGUGGCCUCUUCGGCUCGACGCCCGCAGCUACGACCGGCACGACGGGUUUCGGCGGCUUCGGCCAAAGCAACACUGCCGCGCAGCCUGCAACGGGAGGCCUGUUUGGGCAGACCAACGCUGCCGCACCUGCUACUGGUACGGGUCUCUUUGGUAGUGCUACUACGCAGCAGCCUGCUCAACCAGCUUCUACAGGUGGUUUGUUUGGUAACGCGAACAACGCCGCAACUGGCUCAUCGCUCUUCGGCGCCAAGCCCGCAACUACGGGCGGCCUGUUCGGCAACGCGGCCGCCCAGCCUGCCGCCACCGGCACGACCGGCUUUGGUGGCUUCGGCCAGGCUCAGGCGACCACUGGCGGUGGCCUGUUUGGCAACACCCAGGCGGCGGCCGCCCCCAAGCCUGGCGGUCUGUUUGGUUCUGGAAGCUCACUGUUUGGGCAGCAGACUCAGCAGCCCGCCGCUGCCACUGGCACCACGGGAGGCCUCUUUGGCAGUGCCCUUGGACAGUCUCAGCCAGCAACCUCUGGCCUCUUCGGCAGCACGAACCAGCAGCCUGCACAGACCAACUCGUUGUUUGGCAGCACCCUUGGCCAGUCAACCCUCCAGCAGCAGCAGCAACCGAAUCUCAUGGCCUCGGUUGACCAGAACCCUUACGGCAACAACGACUUGUUCAAGUACAACAACCAGCAGCUGGAAAUUAGCACGUCGAACAAGAAGCCUGCUCUCCCUCCUCUCACCACAUCUACCUUCCGCGUCACUCCUUCCAAGGGCCGAGUCAGCAACCUCCGCGGAUUUGGAUCUCCCUACAAGGGGCUCAACUCAUCGCAGGGCUCAGCCCGCGGCGGCAGCCCCGGUCUUGGAGUGUCGUCGUCCCCCAGCCGCUCGCUCUACGGCACCCCUGUGCCUUCCGAUCGCUACAAGGGCCUCACGGAGCAGGCGCUGUCCCCCAACGCGUUUAUCCCGCGCCCCAGCGUCAAGAAGCUCACCAUUAGCAAGCAACAGAACGGCCUGUCAACCAGCGAUGAUCGCCUCGAGUCUGUCCUUGGCAAGUCGGCGCUCAAGAGCUCGGCGAACGGCAACGGCUCUGCUCCUCCCACUCCCGGCGACAACUUCAGGAGUCGCAGCCCCGCUGUGAUCACUCCGCGUGUGAUCGACGACACCCCCACUCGCCGCCCUCCCACGACUGUCACUGAGGUGGCAGUUCGGCCCCCACCGGUGACUUACCAACACAAGAAGGGUGACUACUGGUGCAGGCCGUCGAUCGACAAGCUUCGGAUGCUCUCCCACGACCAGCUCAGCAGCGUUGCUAACUUCUCCGCUGGCCGCAAGGGCUACGGCGAGGUUACCUUCCUCGACCCCGUCGACCUUACCACUCUCUCGUCGCUCAACGACGUGCUCGGCGGCGUCAUCGUCGUGGAGGAUUUGGAGCUUACUGUCUACCCCGAUGAGACGAACAAGCCUGAGCGUGGCAACGGUCUCAACGUCCCAGCUGAGAUCUCGCUCGAGAACUGCUUUGCUCGCGACAAGGGUACCAAGCAGAUUGUCACAGACCCCAGCGACCCUCGCUACCAGCGCCACCUCAAGCGCAUCAAGGCCAUCCGUGACACCGAGUUCAUCAGCUUCACUGAGGACGGUGUCUGGACCUUCCGCGUCGAGCACUUCUCCAAGUACGGCCUUCUCGGCAGUGACGACGAGGAGUCGGACGAGGACACGCCAGCGUCGCCCACCCCUGCCCCUUUCGACAAGUCUGUCGAUGACCACUCAAUGUCGGACUCGUUUGACGACGAGGAGGAUGUCGACUUUCUUCCUCCCACCAAAAGCAUCCACGACACUUUAAUGCACUCAGACGAAGGCAGCUUCGAGGACACUGAGGAGUCCGAUUCAUACGACGAGGACGUGGAGCAGUAUGACGACGAGCCAGCCGAUGUCCAGGGCAACUGGGACCGUCCGAUCAAGACCAAGCUCGGCGCCGAAGGGAUGCGCAAGCUGCGCCAAAUGCAGUCGUCGUUCUACGGAUCUCAGCCGACCAAGGCUCCCCGUACGACGCCUGCCCAGGCACAGCGCGCCGCGGCUCUGGAGGCCGCCCGCGCGCUCCAGCGCAAGCGCGAGGACUCGGGUUUUGAGUCUGCCGAGGAGGGUGAUGCGAAGCUUGGCGACCGGGCCGUCAAGCGCGCCUCCUUCGGCGAGUCCUCCAGUCCGCCUCUGAUCCGCCAGCCUCGCAAGUACGCCAAGGUUCCCUUGGCUGACUCGUUUGUUGGUGGCAACGAGGGUGUUCGUGCCGAUGCCGGUUUGGCCCUCGGCCGCUCAUUUCGCUGCUCGUGGGGACCUAACGGUGAAUUGGUCCACUUUGGCAAGAUUUGUGCGCCACACGCCAAGUUUAGCUCGUCUUCCGACCCGGUCGUGAUGGUCGAGGAUGUCCAGCUUCUCGCUCAACCAGCUGCCAUUGAGCGACCUCGGGCUGAGCGCCUGCUCAACCUCUUGCUCGAGCACACCAAUGUCGAAGAUGUCGAUGGUGUGCCCACGGCGUUUAUCGACAACGGCGUCCGCUUCAAGGAGUUUGCGGCCCUCUUCCCCACUGCAGACCGCUCUCAUGAAGCGAGCGUCUGGCGCCUUGGCCAGGCACUCUUUGACGAGAUCGACCUUGGUCUUCCAGCGGGCACACCAGAUGAGGUCCGCGGCAACGUUGCCGAGGUUCGACGCAAGCUUGCUCUGUCCAAGUGGCUCGAAGAUGCCGUUGCUCCGGCCGUCGACGCAGACCUGCUCAACGCUGGCGACAAUCGCCCCGCCAAGGUGUUCACGCUCUUGACGGGCAACCAGGUUGACCGUGCUGUCCAGUCUGCCCUCGAUGGCAAGGACAUGCGCUUGGCCACCCUGGUGUCGCAGGCAGGUGGACCCGACGUCUUCCGCGCCGAGGUUGCCCGCCAACUCCAGGAUUGGAACCAGUUUGGCGCGAGUGGCCUGAUCGGAUACGACUACCGCAAGCUGUACGCUCUCCUGGCUGGUGUGACCGACGUUUCACCUGGAGGUACCGACUCGUCUCGCGAGGUUCUCGUCGCCGAGGGCCUUGACUGGAAGCGUGCCUUUGGCCUGCGCCUCUGGUACGGCUGCUCGUUCGAGGACUCGAUCGCCGGCGUGCUCGCCGACUACUCUGAAGCCCUUCAGUCGGCGCACCCCCCGGCUCGUCCGCUGCCCCCCUACCUGGAGAAGCCUGGUGAUGACCGCGAGUGGACCCUGCCUACCCAGCCCACAGAUGUCCUGUUCAACCUGCUCAAGCUCUACUCGGACCUGACCGUGUCCCUCGACAACGUCCUUUCCGCUCGCGACUGUUCGCCCAGCCCGACGGAUUUCCGACUCCCGUGGCACCUGUACCUCCUCCUGUCUCGCGUGCUUGCCAAGCGCGACUUUGAGGACCGCGAGGAAGCCGACGACGAUGGCCAGAGCUUCAGCGCUACAGCAGAUCAGAUCACGAGCUCGUAUGCGCAGCAGCUUGAGGAGGAGGGACAGUGGACCUGGGCUGCGUUCGUGCUCCUGCAUCUCGAGCGCGCCAGCAGCCGCCGGACAGCGAUCCAGGCGCUUCUCUUCCGCCACCCGGAGCCCUCGCCCCGCGACCAAGACUUUUUGAUCAACACCCUCCACGUACCGAUCGAGUGGCUCCACGAAGCCCGCGCUGCCAACCUGGCUGCCGAGGGCGAUGUGUACAAGGAGUACUACGCGCUCAUCCCCGCCAACCUCCCCGACCGUGCUCAGCGCCUCCUCGUGGGUAAGCUUGCUCCAGAGGCCGCGCUGCGAGACGACCGCAACCUUCUUCGCCGGCUGUGCGAGGCUCUCGAGCCUCUCAAGCCCACGGGCUGGGAGUACAACGGUGGCCUGUACCUCGAGUACCUGGAGAUCGUCACGGAGGUGAAGGGACUGCUGAAAUCGGUUAAAAACGCCGGUGCGCAUCCCGACCCCCACGACGCCGAGAAGCUGUCUAGAUUGGGCAAGUCGCUACUGCGUGUGAUCCAACUGCUACCAGCUCUGUUCCCCGACACUACCGACGUCCAGCAAGUGGCCAGCCUGAGCUACAUGCUUAGCCAGCUUCAAGUCCUCGCUGUCGGUCUGCACGAGGAAGGUGUUAUUCCCCGCCCGCCCGUGUCAAAGCUCCUCGUCGACAAGGACCGCCUGCACCUGCUGCAGGGUGCCGCGACGGAGUCGUUUGAGCAAUCUCUGUCUGCACUCACUCCCAAGGAGUGA
Molecule: messenger RNA, 5700 nt
Organism: Vanrija pseudolonga
Lineage: Eukaryota; Fungi; Basidiomycota; Tremellomycetes; Trichosporonales; Trichosporonaceae
Gene: nup189
Product: Nucleoporin
Exons: 3
Coding region: 1-5700 (1899 amino acids)
Biological process (GO): post-transcriptional tethering of RNA polymerase II gene DNA at nuclear periphery; protein import into nucleus; telomere tethering at nuclear periphery
Cellular component (GO): nuclear pore cytoplasmic filaments; nuclear pore
Molecular function (GO): structural constituent of nuclear pore; RNA binding
Source: RefSeq, a predicted model, not a curated record